AUGGCAACAAAGGGUGUUGCUGGACUUGCCAGUCUUAUUACCGAAUUUGAAGGCUCAGUUUAUCGUCAUGUGCCAGGCUACAUCGCAAAGUUCUGGCCAAACGUAAUCCCGAUAGAACUACAAGUGCCUACAACCUCGACGUCAAAGACAGUAUCUUCUGCUGGCACCUCGCCGGCCGAACCCCAUGUUAUUGAGGACCUGGGAGAAUGGGUUUCCUCCGUCCAGCCCCAUCAACUCCUCAGCGGCCAAGUUCAGAUCAUCACCACACCCUAUCCUAUGGCUCAAAGCAGCGAUGCGAACCAUGGGCAGCACGCAAGCAUAUUGAUUGCGUCAAAGCACGCAACAAAAAUAUCUAAGAUUUGUCCCGGAGCGGAUGUCCAAGUCCUAGGACUCAUUGAGAGCGGACCCAGUCUGGUUCCAGACGACGCGAGAGUUCUAAGGUUUUGUAAGAUGGCUCGAGAUUUUCUGAUCGUCCGAUCUGAGCGUCGCCUUUUGCAUGCAUUCCACAUGUACAACUCAACCUUGGAAAUAUGGACUUUUGAUAGAGCAGGGGCAGUCAGUAGUGAAGCUGUCAGUAGUGAAGCUGUCAGUAGUGAAGCAUUCAGUAUUACGAAGAAACCUGAUGACUUUGCGCGUAUUGUGGCUAGGAACAUGUCUUUAGAUGUCGAAGAUACGGGUCUGCAGGAGGUAUUGAAAGAGGAUGAUCAAGGUGUUUUUGUUGAAAUAGCUGAUUCACCGAGACUGUAUCUCGAAGAUGCGUUCUUCAGACCUGACUGUCUUAUAGGACCUGGUACAAUAUGCUUCAAGGCUCGUGCAGCACACACUAGAGACCAAAACUUGGUCGUCAAAUUCGUCUGGACCGAGACGGGAUCUGCGGAAAAAAAACUACUUGCACUUACAAAUACCAAGAAGCUUUCAACAUCGGCAAAGACUACAACUCUGCGAAUCUUACAAAUUCCACUGGAGAAUCAGGAGGAUGAAGCGUCCGUAACAGUACAGGCAACACCCGUCGCCUGCCCGUCAGAGAGAGACACUUCCAACUCGCAUGUUGAAUGCUCAAAAUUCGACAACCUACAAUUUGAGUGUCUCGUCACUUCACCUCUCGGACGACAGCUCGAUGACUUCUCCUCCAUGGUGGAGCUCAUUACAGUAUUCCGCGACAUCACCAAGGCGCUUCAAUCUCUGUAUCUCGAAGCCAAUAUUUUCCACCGCGACAUCAGUCGACAGAACAUCAUCAUCGUCUCUCCACUGUUUCCCGAUUCUCCUACAGGAAUACUCAUUGAUCUGGAUGGCGCGCUCGACUUUACGGAACCUUUACCAGAGAUUCAGCUGCUGAUCGGCACCUCGGGAUUCAUGGCCUGCGGCAUCCUAGGCGGCGAUGAUCAUACAUAUCGCCAUGAUCUAGAAUCUCUAUUCUACGUCUUCCUAUGGCUGGCAAUAUGCCAUGAUGGAGUCACUUCUAAGCACAUACCGGCAUCAAGUCGUCUUCACGCCUGGAUGGGCUCACCACGCACGGGCAUGAAAUGGGGCGAUGUCUUCAGAAUCAAAAGAGCCGAUAUGCAGCCGACGGAGUUCUCGAAGCUUGUGGAGAUGGAGUUUAGAGAGCCCUUCAGACCGUAUCUGCCGAUGGCGAUAAGAUGUCAUAAGUUACUGUUCCCGAUGCGGGAUGGGAAGAUCUUCAUAGGUACCGAUCCUAGUCGCGCGGCAGCAGAACGACUUUAUAAAGAGAUGAUCGCUGUACAGCUCAAGAAAUACAAACCAAUCUCAUGUCCAACCACAGCGCAAGAUGAGUAUCUCAUAUCUUCUUUGCAAGUCGUCUCACGAGUCGCUGCCCAUUCCAUUCGUUCGGUGAUGCUGACUGCUGUUGAGCAGGAAGCGUUGUCGAAGUCGACUAAGGUCAUCAUGAACCUCGGAUAG
Molecule: messenger RNA, 1917 nt
Organism: Sclerotinia borealis F-4128
Lineage: Eukaryota; Fungi; Ascomycota; Leotiomycetes; Helotiales; Sclerotiniaceae
Source: the annotation of a GenBank genome assembly